Clavispora lusitaniae ATCC 42720 is the source of this 1587-nucleotide messenger RNA. NCBI's taxonomy places the organism in Eukaryota, Fungi, Ascomycota, Pichiomycetes, Serinales, Metschnikowiaceae. The record is from RefSeq and is a predicted model, not a curated record.
AUGCCCGAUACGACAAUUCAGAAGGAAAACACCAUGUCAUAUGAAUAUACUGGGGACGGGACUCUUCAUGGUUCCUCUUGUCUGGAUUUACAGCAAUGUUCUGACUCGAGCGAAAAUAGUGGACGACAGAAUGUUUUGCGCACAAACCAUAAUUUGAAUAUCAGCAUCAUUGAGUUCCCAAGUGUUAGUCAUGUCGAGGAAAUUAUUUAUAACGACAAAGGAUCUUCUGUAAAGAAUAAUAGAUGCACCUUGUCUUCAUCCAAGACUACGAGUACUUUACUGACGAGCGAUGCUGUUAACAAUACACCUUAUAUUGGAGGAUACGAUAAAAUCAGAAUAGAAGAAGGCAACGGACAGCCUUUUGCGAUAAUGGCUUAUUCCCAAUUGGAUGCGAUUCUGCCUUUAAGCCAUUCGCCUUCGCUCACGAAGAAUGAGUACAGCUCAGAAGCAAUGCUGUCCAAGAAUAAAAUGGAGAAAUUGGAUUCUGCAGCAAAUAAAGUUGUGGAAAUACGAAGAACGCCUAAAGUUUCUAGAUGGAUGAUAUUCAUGAUGCUAGUUGCAAUUUUAAGUUUAACUGGUUGCCUAAUUCCAGCCAUAUACUUUUCAAUUCGGGGAUCAGAAUUAUCUUUUUGGAACCAUUUUAAUGCUCUAUCACCAUAUGCCAAAGUGGACAUGGCUAAAAAACUUUUAACAAGAAAUCAUCAACAUGGUACAAUAGGUGUUGCUGGUAUUGAAGCCAACAAUACGGGUUUUUUAAAAGGAUUAUCAUAUUCCCCGUCUGUUGUUCAAAUCGAAGCUUGCGUGUAUACACUUGAACAAGCAUUAAAAGACAUGACUAUGCUCUCCCAAGUUACAAACAGUCUAAGGACAUAUGGAACGGAAUGUAAUUUCAUUAACAUAAUUAUAGAGGCAAUUGACUUAUUGGACUUGGAUAUGAAAAUUACCUUGGGUGUCUGGCUAUCCAAGGACGAAAAAGCAAACGAAGCUAGAAUUCGUGAAACGAAGACACUUCUAAGAAAUCACCCUCGGUACUUCGAGAAUAUUCUCAUGGGCAACGAGGUUCUCUUCAGAGAAGACCUAUCUGAAGAACGACUUAUUGAAUGCAUUAAGGAUAUACAAAUGUUCCUAAAGAGCAUUGGAAUUGCUGUGCCUGUUGGUACAUCUGAGAUUAGAUCUAGAAUCACUCCUGAACUAAUCGCAGAAUCUCAAGUGGUGGGAAUCAAUGUUCAUCCGUUUUUAACUGAGUUAGAUCCUCGAGAAGCAUCACGGUGGGUCGUAGAUACCCUCUACCCAGAUUUGAAUAUCUUCAGUGGUUUCAACACUACGCUCAUUAUAAGUGAGAUUGGAUGGCCCUACUACGAAGACACACCAUCCGGCGCCUUUGCUGCUCAAGAGUUCAUGAACGCAUGGGUUUGCGAAGACAGUCCAAAAUUAAACGUGCAUUGGUUUUACUUCGAGGCUUUUGAUCUACCUCUGGUGAAAAGAGUUUUCAGUGGACAUCGUAAACAAUGGGUAGCAGAUUGGGGAGUUUUUGCUGCAGACGGGAAACCAAAGAAAAACACAGUGGUACCAAACUGUAAUCUUUAA